AGAUCUGGACAGCAAAGAAAGCAGAAGGAACUACGGCGUAGCCCUAAUAGUUUUAUAUAUGAUGUGGAAAAAAUUUGCUUUGGGCUUUCUUUAAACCCACUUGCUUGUACCCAUUCGCAGAUAGAGGUCCGCUUUAAAGAUAGUCGACCCACUUUCGUGCUAUGCAAGUGUAAAAGCAAAAUUCAGAUAAAAUAGUGUACAACAAAAAUAAAUUAGUAUAAAAGUAUUAAAACAAGUAAACAAGAGUCCGCGAGCAAUGGCCACCUCAACGCUGCAAUCUCCGUCGCCGUCGCCAUCAAACGCCUCCGUGUCAUCCAAGAAUCCGCAGCUGAAGCGCGUAGUGUACUCCAAAUAUCGGGAACUACUUGGUUCUUAUAAUGAUAAGGCCAAUGCCAUCAUCGACACUCUGCCCGCAUAUAUGGUUCGUCAGGAUCGCGGAUUUCAGUUGUCGGAGCUGCCCGUGAACGGGGAUGCCAAUCGCAACGGCCUGGAAUUGUCGUAUGGACAGCGCGGAGGAGGCGGAUCCGGAAACGGUGGCUACGAGGCGCCCGCGUGCGUGCAGAACGCGAUGAUGACAAAAGACAAGAAGCCCUUCACCUACACGCCCGGCGGCAUUGAUCUCUCCCAGAUCCGGUCGGAGCGGAUGGCCAAGCGGUUGGCGCGCAAUGCCCAAUCGGAAGGAGCAACCGGAGCCGCCCAACAGAACAGACCCGCCCAGCCACAGUCGCCAGGUGGGCCAGGUGGUGCAGCCAGUUCGAUUGGAGCCGCUGCCAUGGGCAUGCCGUUCCAGGUGCUGCCGCCGCCACCACCGCCGCCGCAACCACAGUCGGGUCCAAGACCAUCGGCGGCUAGCGUUGAAAGCAGCUACAGUCCUUACACUCCGACUCCGCAAGUGCCGCCCGUGGCCAAGAGUCCUCCGGUGCAAUAUCAACAGCCAACGCCACCGGCAACACCGCCGCAGCAGCAGCAGCAACAGUCGGAGCAGCAGCCUGCAACACGCCCGGAGUUCCGCAGUGUGCCCAUGCCCACAUCGCCAGCGGUGAACGUCUACACACGUCAAUCGGACAGUCCCAGAUCGCCUUUCGAGCCGCAGCAACAGCAGCAGCAGCAGCAACCACAGCGAUCCACUGAGAGCCCCUUCCGGUUUGCACAGCAGCAACAGCAACAGUCACCGCAGCAGCGUCCACCAACAGCGAUAUCGCCGCUGGCUCAGGUGCAGCAGCAGCAGCAACAGCAGUUGCAACAGCAGCAGCAACAGCAGUUGCAACAGCAGCAGCAACAGCAGUUGCAACAGCAGCAGCAACAGCUCCAGCAGCUGCAGCAACAGCAGUUCCAGCAGCAACAAUUGCAGCAACAACAGUUCCAGCAACAACAGUUGCAGCAGCAGCAACAGCAGCAACAGCAGCAACAGCAGCAGCAACAGCAGCAGCAACCGGCUGUUCAAUCAGUACCAUGGCGCACUCAACGUGCUCAGCCUGGAGCACAACAGCAACAGGAUUCGCAUCCACAACCAAUCUACAACAAUGUUCAGCAGCAGCAACAAAGAUCUCGCGAUGUCUUCAGUCCGGCAAGGAAUGAAACAUCGGCAGCAAACACGUUCAAUUCACAGCAGCAACAAAACCAAUUUGGUGGAGCAGCAAAGCCGACCAACGUUGGAUCGCUUUACAUAGCUCCACUGGCCCAGCCCACUGAACCGCAGGCUCAACGAAUCCUUUUGCAACAGCAGCAGCAGUCAUCUGCUCGGGAUUCUCCCAUGCGCCAACUUCCACAGCAGCAGCCGCAGACCAAUCAACCGAUGAGAUGGCUCAGUUCACAGCCGGCUAGCAAGGAGCAGGCUCCAUGGGCUCGUCUCGAGGAGAAUGGCAACGUCCUGCCCUCCACCUUGCGUCAGACUACCCCGCAGCCCCAAGUCGUCCCUCAGCAGCAACCACAGCAGCAGCAGCAGCCACAGCAGCAGCAGCAGCCCACCUUCUACCAGCCGCAGUUGGUCCAAGGUAAUGGCUACGGACCAACACCGGUUUCAGCCGCUCCCAUCAGUCUGCAGAACUUCGGAUCAAAUCCACAGCCUGGAGGACUACGUUUGCAGAUCAACUUAAACACCAAUGGCAACAGCAGCAAUAACACAAAUCAAAGUGCUCCACGGGAGCGUAUCAUACCGAUAACUCUAGAGCAGACGCCGACAUAUGCCGCAGCCCAGCCCAACUUUGGUGGUUACCAGAAUUACCCACCACAAGCCCAGCGAUACCCGUCGCCCAAUCAGCCAACGAGUACGAGUAACAACACCAAUGGCAAUGCCACCCGGCUAAUCCCGAUAGCCAUCGAGGGAGGACGAGGCGGUCCAGUGUCCCAGUCGCCAGUGCUGCUGCAGAACGAUCCACGCUCACCGCCCAUCCAAUCGAAAUCGUUUAGAAUAUUGCAAAAGAUAACCGACACCGUGGACGAUGGCAGCGGGAAUGGCGAUUCGCGGCAGGACUUGCAGCAGACGCCCCAGGAGGCGGAGCUGCAGCGGCCGCAGUUCGCCCGCCAGAUGAGCGCCCAGCAGGCAAGGAAUAGUCCGACCAUCGAGCAGAUGCGACGCCUGCAAAUCGGACAGGAUCAGCAGAAUAACCAUCAGCAGUCGGGUACGCCACUAGCUUGGUCCCCGCAAGGUAAUGGAGUCUCCGCUCAGAACCGAUUCACGCAACAACGAUAUGAUGCCCCCCAACAACAACAGCAAUAUGUGCCUCCAAGUGAACAGCAAGCUCCGGAACCCAAAAAAUACACAGGCAGCGCUAUACCCAGUCGAUCAUUCAAAAUUCUACAGGCAAUGACAACACCUGAAAAUGCCGACCAUAAAAUUCACACCGAGCUGGACUCGGAUUUGGAAAAUGUUGAACUGAACGAAUCCCCAAACAAUAAUAAUAAUAAUAAUAAUAACAGUAACAACGGAAGUACUGAAAAUAAUAAUAAUUAUAAUAAUAAGAUUAACAGUAAAACCAAUAAACGUCAUAGCUACACUUCAUCCACACCCACAUCAUCACCAUCAACCUGCACAGAUCCCACCAUCCAUUCAUCGAACUCAUCUCUUAGUUCGGAUAGCUCUUGUCCCCCACAGCCACCUCGAUCGCAAUCCGUUCCACCCCAGUAUCCCUAUGCCUUCGGGUAUCCGUAUCCAUGGUACAUGCCACCCCCUCCACCUGUCAAUGGUGAGGGAGCUCCCUGGCCAUAUCCCUAUUCAUAUCCACCGCCACCUCCUCCACAAUCGAUUGAUGGAAAGCAGGCAGAAGGAUUUCCACCAUAUCCCUAUUACUACCCAUAUUAUCCGCCUCCCUUGCCACCUUAUGGACAACAACCCGGGGAAGCUCAGAUACCGCCGGGCUAUCCUCAGUUCCAUGCCAUGCCACCAUAUGGUCACCCGUAUCCCUAUCCAGUGGCUCCCAGUUACAGUCAGAGUUCCACCGAAGAGAGCAGAGCCAGCAGUGUUCUACCGGAUAUAAUCAUCACUCCCAGUACCGAUGAUAUACCCUCGCAGGUCAUAAUGAAACAUCACAUCCGAGUGGAGCCACGAGAGCCACCAAAGCGGGCGCACUCUGUGGAAAUAGAGGAGGUAGUCAGCAAACCGAAAGCCCGGAAUAUUUGCACCAACAAUCACGAGGUCAUCGAUGUGCUGAGCCAACGAUUGGCAAAUAUCAACAAGAUUGCCAGCGGCAACACCCAGGCGAAUCUCUCCAAGCAGCUACAGAAAAACUAUGCCGGUGAACAAGCCAAAGAACUGGGUGAGAGAUCUCCCAGCGAAAAUGCCUCCAAUUCGGAUAGUGAAUCAGAGGAAGAGAGCAGCGAUGACGAAGAAGAUACCCCUAAGCUGGGAGCUCGUCCAGCUCCCUUGCAGUCCAUUAAGUCGGUGACAAAUGUGCAGGUGUACAAGGGUAAAACACUGGAACAGCAUUUGGACUCCGAGAGUAGCGAUGAUGAAGAUGAUGUGACUACAGCGGAUGAAAUGUACGAUGAAGAGGAACAGAUCGAGGAGGAGCAAGAAGGAUUGGUCGAGGAAAUGGAAGAUGAUUACAUUGUUGAGGAGGAUCUUAGUGUUAUAUACGAGGAAGAGAGUGAACUGGAACGUAGCAGUGAAUAUGCCAAGACAGUCAUUCGAAAGGAUGACUCCCGAUCCACCAUAGUUGAUGAUAUUGAAAAGCAAAUCGAAGAAAAUGAUGAUGACGAUGACGACGAGGAGUCCAACUCGGUAACAGUUCGUUUGCCACUCCGCUUCUCCUUCAGUCGCAGUUCGAAUGAUGAAAACAUUGCCACUGUGCAAGUCGGUAAUACAACACAAAUCGAAGAAAAACCCAUCAUCGCGAGCUCGUUCAGUGUGGCCAAGGUCGAAAGUGAUGAUGAGGAUGAUGACUGUGAGGUCAGUGUUACCAUCAGUUUGUCGAACUCUUCACGUUCUAAUUCUGUGGAGAAGGUUGCCCAACCCUACCGACCCUCCAAUGCAUAUCCCGUGGAGGAUAUAAGUACACCCAUCAAAACUAGUGAAGAAGAUGUUUCCGCAUCAUUCUCCCUUGGUAUGCGUAACAAAUUUAUGGGUGAAACAAUUGCCAAUGAUGUUACUAAUAAUAUAUCCCGGGAUCAGGCAAAACCAAAGAACGACGUCACCGAAGUUGAGAGCUCCCCAAAAGAGGAAUUCGACUUCUUUGCCACUUUGAUGGCCACCAAAAUGCAGGCUCAGAAAAUGAUGGAGCAGUCUAAAAACUUUUGGAAAACUCCUGACCCUAAGAUAGUAGAACCCGCAGCUGAGAAGCCAAAACUUCGACCUAAGGAGAAUAUUCCUGAGACAAAACCACCAAGACCAAUAUCUGGUGAUAUGUCCAAGACCGAGGCUUCGCUGGAGGCAGCCAAGAAUAGCUUCUGGUCCACCUUCGCUACGACCUCAAAGGAAACGGAGCCCAAAGCAGAGCAAGAAGAUGCAGCUGAGGAAGUCGACUUCUGGGCAAGCAUAGAAAAAACCUCUGAUAAGGAAGAAAAACAGUGGACCAAGAAAAAGAAGACCGUAACCUAUACUCCUUUGAAGAAAGAGGCAGUAACUACGGUGCAGCAUUGGACAACAACGUUUAAGGCUCACUUGGAAUCGUUACCAAUGCCCCAAAAAGCCGAGGUGCAUUUUGUAGUUGAGGAAAAGAAAAAAGAAAUUGAAGAACCACAAGAGGAGAAUCAGGGUAAAGAAAAUGAUUUUUGGGGCUCAGUAAUUCAGGAUAAGAUGGAAAACACAGACAGUGCAACGUGGGAACGUACAGAAUACAACUCAGAACCUUCUCAGGGAGUUACAGAGCAACCCAAGCAACAGGAUGAGGAUAACGUUGACUUCUGGGCCAAUAUUGAAUCAUCUAAUAAUUGCGAAGAUGAAGAAAAGCCCCACAACAUCAGCUAUGAUCCCACAAAAUAUCCUGAGGAGCCCCGCGAAGUGGAUACUGAUGAGGAGAUUGACUUCUGGGCCGAGAUAGAAGCCAAACGCAAACCAGGAGAAGACGACGACGAAGAUGUCACGUUCCAUAAAUCGGCAACUUUCUGGGCUCGCAAAGAACGACAGAACUCUGUAGAGGAAACCCCUUAUAAGCCUGUGGAAAUCAAGGCUUUCAGAGCUAAGUUACCCGAUGAAGCAGCAGUAGAAAUUGAUGUUUGGGCCACCCUAGAAGCAGCCAGAGGCCACGAGCCCGAAAUUGUUGAUCCUGCGGUGGAAGAGGAAAAGGUUCUGGCCGAGCAAUUUGAGGAACUUAAACACGAGAGCUCAGAUGAGGAGGAGGAGGUUGCGGAGGAAGAAAAGGAGUUAGAGCAGAAGCCUCGGGAUGAAGUCCAGGAAAGCAAUCUCAGCCAUAUGGACACCAUGUCACUGGCCUCGAUGCACGAGCCAGCUACAGUCUAUACAUGGGCUCCACCACCACAGGAAGCAGAAGAUAAUGAGGAGGAAACUGAUUUCUGGGCGGACAUGGAAAAGGAACGAUCCAAGAAGGAACAGUUCGAGGAGGCGGAACAGAAACGACACAACUACCGACAGGCCAUGGCCUUCUUCAAUACCUCCAUCGAUGGUCAGCAGUCACCGCCACAACAAAAUGCCAGUCCCAAUCGCAGCAGUGUUAUCCUGGAAGUCGAGGAGCCACAAGAAGUAAACCUGGGACCACCUGGUGAGUACCAGAUAAUAGGCGAAGAUGGCGUCGUCGUGGAGGAGCACAAGCCGGAGAUAACGGAAACGGAUGGUGAUGAGCGAGGUGCUGCCACUCCAACCAAUAUGGAGCCACAACUACCAGAGGUCUAUGUGGAACCCGAGCCGGAAGUAAAGCGCCUUGUCAACGGACUUCCUGAUCUUGCCGUUGAGAAGUUUAGCGAAAAACCGAAGAUAUCGGUGCGUGACAGGAUCAGCGCCUUUGAGGUGAUUCCCUCGGCGACAAAUGAUGGCGCCAAGGGACUAACCAAGCAAUCCCUAUCAGUGGAUAGUGCUUAUGGCAAGGGAACCCUCUCGCGAAACAGCAGCACUCAGCGUUCCGAGUCGGAGAUUGAGGAGGACGACUCCGGGGUAACGGACAUGAACCGUCAGCUGUCUGAGACGGACACAGAGUCCGAGAGUUUUCCGGAGUUGCGCAAGAUGACCAGCUACCAGCGGGCAGCCACACAUUCCAGGCUCUUUAAGCUGUUGCAGGACGAAAACGAUGUUCCGGAAGCGGGAGCCCAACCCGCCGAUGAAUUUCAGUUCAAGCCCAGUCGCAGGAAGAUUGUCCAUAAUGUGUCCAUUACUAGACGGCAAAAUCCAGGAGCUCUAAAUGAAGCAGAGACCAUGACGCAGCGCAGGGAACGACUUUCGCUGCCGCUUCGCAAGAAUACCAGCAUCGAUGCGGACAAUCCCUCGACCCCAAAUAGUCCUGCCUCCCCCAUAAUGGGACCGUCGGCCAAGAACCAACGUGUGGUUAGCGAUAAGUUGGUAAAUGAAUUGGUCCAGAGCCUGCUGCUUAAAAGCGACAGUUCGCAUUUGAGAAAUCUGCCCAUGGAACGUCUUCAGGCAGCCGCCAAACGAGCCCUGGUGGAGGAGAUGGACUCCGCGCAGGAGAACAGCUCGCUGGACAGCACGCCGGCACCCACGCCGAAGCAUGACAAGGAGUAUUCGGACUACUACAACAGCUGGUGCGACGCCAGUGGCAGUGGCGACGAGGUGUUGCCAUCCAAGAGCUUCCGUGCUCUGCAAGAUCCAAGACGCAGUCCUUGGACGGUGCGUUGUCCGCGAGUUCUCAGCUCCAAGACGAUAAACCGGGACUUGGCCCGGGUUACAGAAUCACCGGAAAUAGCCAAUGGACGGGGCAGCAAAAGUCCCGAAUGCUUCCGUCAGAACUCACACUCCCAGUCUCGGGAACGAUCCGUCAGCAGUUGGCGGAGAGUUUAGGAUACGGCAACGAAUUGCCUUUUGUAUAUAACAGGGCGGGUCUAUAGUCUUUAGCAGGGAUGUGAGACCUGUUCAAAUGGAAAAAAAGAAUCUCGUGAGGAGAAUCUGAGAAUCAAACGAAAUGUAAAGCGAACCUUAAUCGAAACAGGGAAUGUUUUCAGUAACUAACAUCCUAUUUCUGGUUAGAUAUUAUUAUCCAGUAUCUAGGAGGGUUAGGCUAGCAGCUAAGCGCUCCAGAGCCGGAUUUCACUCCCGAACUUCUCGUAAACUAAGAAACUACUGCAUUUGGCCGAAAGAGUCACUGCCUCUGGGAAUGUGUGAUAAAAAAAAGAGCCAGAUUUUGCAUUUCAUAUCUCACCAUCAUUGAACUAUCCGCACACAUUGUACAUUAUGAAUAUCGAAUACACUCAACACAUUAAUAAACUAAAUCUAAUUAAACAUGUAAAUAAACCAAUUGAAACCAAUGAAAGGAAAUCGUUCAUUCGUUCGUUCGUUUGUUACCUCAGUAAAGCGCAAACCCAAAAAACCAACCGAAAUCAUUUUCUAAACUUACAUGAGUAUUUUAAAAUUUGUAAGCCGUAACUCAUGAAAUCGAACCAAAUAAUAACAAGCAUAUAAAACUGAAAAAAAAAAACUAUCAAGCGCCACAAUAAACAACAAAAUAAAAACCAAUUUCAUCUCAACUCAAUGAUUUUGUAAAACUCGUUCAAAAUCCUAAGGACCUGGUCAAUCGGAUCUAUAAUUAUUUCUCAACGCCAUAGAAAUCAAUUAUAGCAACUCAACAGCAUCAUAAAGAAAUCGAAACGAAACUGAAUAUUAAUCAGAUUGCUUGUUAUAGUUAUGUAGUUUAAGUACCAGACACUCUGAGGAUCGCCACAAUCAAAUAACUUGGGAACGGGAACAAGUUUUUAGUAAAAUUUCUUUACACUAACAAACAUCAUUGUAACUGAGAAUCGAAAGUUUUUAUUGUUGAACGCGAUUUGGUAGCAGCACUAAAACCAUACAAAACAAUUCUAACACAACUACGAAGCAAAUAGCGAAAGCGAAUAUAUACUAAUCCUAAAAGUUAAGAUAAAGAAUGCAGGUGCAAUGAGGUAGCAACGAAACGAAACAAAAUCCAAGAAAUCGACUAUGCUUGAUAUGUAUCCGGAUAACACGAAAGCGCACAUCAAACACGACUAAUAAUAUAUUAAAUAUUUUUGUUACUUGCGAACAAUAUUAUUUCAUUUAUGAAUAUUAUCUUUUGUUUGUCAUCAAUAUUUAUUAUUUUACUUAGUUCGUAUGCAUACGAACGUUCUGCACAUUUAUUUGAAUAUUAUUAUUUGAUACAUAAAUAAACUAUAUUUUGUGUUGUACAAUUUUAUAUGCAGUAAACAUUUUUAGUAAAUAAAGAAGUCAAAUC
This is a messenger RNA of Drosophila melanogaster (fruit fly), 8804 nucleotides long. RefSeq lists its product as uncharacterized. Gene Ontology annotation, biological process: MAPK cascade; double-strand break repair via homologous recombination; mitotic cytokinesis. Gene Ontology annotation, molecular function: phosphatidylinositol-3-phosphate binding. The transcript has 11 exons. NCBI's taxonomy places the organism in Eukaryota, Metazoa, Arthropoda, Insecta, Diptera, Drosophilidae. Bases 257 to 7402 code for a protein of 2381 amino acids. The record is from RefSeq and is marked reviewed.